GAACUUCCACCCUUGCAGGCCCCAGGUCCGCAGCUCCACCCCUUCCCUUCCCCAGACAGGACCCCAAAGCCUCACGUGAAGAUGUUGAAGCAGGCCCGGAGUUCCCGCCUCCCUUCAGAACAGUGAUCCCAGGAGUCCUCACCCUGCUGCCAGGAGGGUCAGAGUGAAGAGGAGAUCCAGGUUGUCCCCCUGAGGGACAGAGACGGCUCAUUCCUGUCCCGUCUCCUGGGCCUCCAUCCCAGCCUGGUGUUUUCCUGCAGUGAUGGAGUUGAUGGGUUUCCUGGAAUCCGCUCUGCCCAGCUACCUCAUCUCCCAUCUGCUCCUCCUCCUCCUCCAGCUGCUCCCCCAGACCUCAGCUCAGUUUGCUGUGAUUGGACCUGCCAAACCCAUCGUGGUCCAGGUGGGGGAAGAUGCUGAGUUACCCUGUCACCUGGACCCCAAGAUGAGUGCUGAGGACAUGGAGGUGAGGUGGCUCAGAGCCACAUUCUCUCCGGCUGUGUACGUGUAUCGGGAUGGGCAAGGCCAUUUUGAAGAGCAGAUGGAGGAAUAUCGAGAGAGAACGGAGCUGCUGAAUGACACCAUCACUGAUGGGAAUGUGGCUGUGAAACUAUCCAACAUAAGACUCUCUGAUAACGGGAGGUAUCACUGUCGCUUUCAAAACUCUCAACACGUAGCUAAAUCUGCCCUGGAUCUGCAUGUGGCGGCUGAGGGCUCCGACCCCAACAUUCGCCUGGAGGGGCAAGAGGACGGAGGGAUCCGGCUGGAGUGCACGUCGACCGGAUGGCACCCAGAACCCAAGGUGCAGUGGAAACACUCCAGGGGAAGGAAUGUCACAUUGCGAUCUAUAUACCAACCCCGAGGAACAGACGGCUUGUUUAGUGUGGUGACAUCUGUGAUCAUCCGAGAUGACUCUGUGAGGACCGUGUCCUGCUCCAUCUGGAACCCCUACACUGGCAGGAAGAAAGAGGCAACGAUUCCCAUAGAGGCUUCCUUCUUCCGAACGGUCUCUCCCUCCACUGUGGCUCUGGCUGUGAUCCUGCCUCUGCUAGUCCUGCUCAUGGCUGGGGCUGUCUAUCUCCUCUGGGAAAGGCACAGUAAGAAGAAGAAGAGAGAAAACGGAUGGAGCGAACUGCUUUCAUCAAAGUCUACUUGGAGAUGGACCCAGUCAUGUAUGGUGGACAUCACUCUGGAUCCAGACACAGCUCAUCCUAAACUCAUCCUGUCUGAGGAUCAGAAAAGUGUGAAUCUAGGAGACACGCGGCAGAACCUGCUGCCCAACAACCCUGAGAGAUUUGAUGAGGAGCCUUGGGUGCUGGGCCAGGAGGGCUUCAACUCAGGGAAACAUUGCUGGGAGGUGGAGGUAGGGAAGAAAAGAGGCUGGAGUCUGGGGAUUUGCAGAGAAGAUGUGAAGAGAAAGGGGACAAUUUCAGUUUCACCGGAAGAAGGAUUCUGGGUUGUGGGGUUGUGUGGGGAUGAAUAUUCAGCUUUCACCAAUCCCAAGACCCUUCUCCCCCUACCUAACCACCCCAACCGGGUGAGAGUUUGCCUGGACUACGAGGCUGGAGAUGUCUCAUUCUACAGUGGAACCGACGGAUCCCACAUCUACACUUUCUCCUGCAUAGUCUUCUCUGGGACCCUCCGGCCUUUCUUUCAUCCUCGGACUGAAGAUCAGAUAUGUCUGACCAUCCACCCUGUGUCCGGUGGGGCUGAGAGAGACCCUGUCUUUGCCCCUAAUCCUGCCCCCUCUCAGGAUGCCCUAGUGACCCACCAAGGGGCACAACCAGCUUCAGACACUGGGGAAGAGGAUCCUUCCCCUGUGCCUGAUGACCCAUUGCUCCCUCCCCAGCCCAGCACCGAGGUCCCUUCUGCCCCUUAGGGGGCCUACCAGUCCCUAGGACCCUUUGACCCCUGCAGCUCUCCAUCUCCUUCCUGGGCUGCAGCUGCUCAUAUCCCCAGGUCCUUGGCUGCUCCCCUGGGGCAGGCCGGGGCUGGGGCUUACUUCUGCUGCCACCAGGAAGGCAGUGAAGGAUCAGGGCUGGGAUUAGGAAUAAGGCUAAAGUGAAGUUCUUCAAUGGUCUAGUGGUAAGGGCUGGGGACUGUGAGUCAGGACACCUGAAUUCUAAUCCAGGUUCUGCCACUGGUUUGUUCUGUGACCUUGGGUAAAUCACUUAACCUCUCUGGGCCUCAAUUUCCUCAUCUGUAAAAUCUUCUCCCUCUCAAAGUGUGAGCCCCACGUGGGUCAGGGAUUGGGUCUGACCCCAUAACUUUGAAUCUACCUAGUGCUUUUUUAAAAAUGGUAUUUGUAAAGUGCUUACUAAGUGUCAAGUUCUGUACUAAACACUGGAAUAGAUAAGAGGUCAUCAGGUGGGUAAUGGUCCCUAUCCCACAGAAGGCUAGCAGUCUUAGUAUGACUCCAAGAGGAAUAAUAAUAGCUGGGUAAGAAAUGCUGUAUGUAUUCAAAGUGUCAUUAACUUGUACUUCCCAAGCGCUUAGUACAGUGCUCUGCACACAGUAAGUGCUCAAUAAAUACGAUUGAUUGAUUGAUUAACAUAACUCUUUCCUCUGUUUUAGUGAUUAGCUCUAGACUGUACGAUCACUCUGGGCAGGGGACGUGUCUACAAACUCCACUGCGUUGUGCUCUUGCAAGAGCUUAGUACACUGCACUGCCCACAG
Tachyglossus aculeatus (Australian echidna) is the source of this 2673-nucleotide messenger RNA. RefSeq names its product butyrophilin subfamily 1 member A1-like. The record is from RefSeq and is a predicted model, not a curated record. The transcript has 8 exons. Gene Ontology annotation, biological process: T cell receptor signaling pathway; regulation of cytokine production. The coding region runs from base 263 to 1876 and encodes 537 amino acids. Gene Ontology annotation, molecular function: signaling receptor binding. NCBI's taxonomy places the organism in Eukaryota, Metazoa, Chordata, Mammalia, Monotremata, Tachyglossidae. Gene Ontology annotation, cellular component: external side of plasma membrane.